Messenger RNA from Neomonachus schauinslandi (Hawaiian monk seal), 2433 nucleotides. RefSeq names its product centrosomal protein 85 like (gene CEP85L). Gene Ontology annotation, cellular component: centrosome. The record is from RefSeq and is a predicted model, not a curated record. Bases 1 to 2433 code for a protein of 810 amino acids. The transcript is spliced from 13 exons. Lineage: Eukaryota; Metazoa; Chordata; Mammalia; Carnivora; Phocidae.
AUGAUUUGGAGAGAUAAAUGGAACUCUAUGGGUGGGAGACUAAAUGUAAAACUGCAAUCAGAUAAAUUACAACACAGAUGUGGCUCAGAUUAUUCUUCAUCAGCAUGGUUACCUGGUAAUGAAUCAUUGUGGCAGGCCACAACUGUUACAUCUAACCAUCGAAAUAAUCAUAUCAGGAGACAUAGUAUAACUUCUGACAGUGGUGACACCGGCAUUGGGACUUCCUGUUCUGACAGCGUGGAAGAUCAUUCAACUUCAAGUGGCACAUUAUCUUUUAAGCCUAGUCGAUCAUUGGUUACUCUUCCUACUGCCCAUGUCAUGCCGUCUAACUCCAGUGCUUCAGUUUCCAGACAUAGGGAAUCAUUGACAUCAGAAGACUCAAAAUGGAGUACAAGCCUCAUGCAAACAUUGGGAAACCAUAGUAGGGGAGAGCAGGACUCUUCACUAGACAUGAAGGACUUCCGGCCUCUCCGGAAAUGGUCAUCUUUAUCCAAACUCACUGCCCCGGAUAACUGUGGCCAGGGUGGCAUCGUACAUGCUGAUGAGUCAAGGAGUGGUUUGGAAAAGACAGGGAGAGCCAAGGUUUUAACGUCGCAACUAAGAACAAUUGGGCCUAGCUGCUUACAUGAUAGUAUGGAGAUGCUUAAGCUAGAGGACAAAGAAAUAAAUAAAAAACGAUCAUCAACUCUGGACUGCAAAUAUAAAUUCGAGAGCUGUAGCAAAGAGGACUUUAGAGCUUCUUCCUCCACUCUUAGGAGACCGACCUUAGACAUGACAUACAGUGCCUUACCUGAAAGCAAGCCCAUUGUGACAAGUGCAGAGGCCUUUGAACCGCCGAAAUAUUUAAUGCUGGGUCAACAGGCAGUAGGUGGAGUUCCCAUUCAGCCUUCUGUGAGGACGCAGAUGUGGCUUACAGAGCAGUUGCGGACAAACCCUUUGGAAAGUAGAACUACAGAGGACUCUUACAGUUUAGCUCCUUGGCAACAGCAGCAACUUGAAGAGUUUCGACAAGAAAACGAAACACCAAUGCAGGUUUUGACCGGAUCGUCUCGUCAAAGUUAUUCACCUUCUGGCUAUCAGGAUUUCAGUAAGUGGGAAUCAGUGCUGAAAAUAAAAGAAGGACUGCUGAGACAGAAAGAAAUUGUAAUUGAUCGGCAGAAGCAACAAAUUACCCACCUACAUGAGAGGAUAAGGGAUAAUGAAUUACGGGCACAACAUGCCAUGUUAGGACAUUAUGUAAACUGCGAAGAUUCUUAUGUGGCUGGUUUGCAGCCACAAUAUGAGAACAGUUCACUCCAGGCUCCAUUUUCCGAUCAAUCAAUGUCCCAUUCCCAGCAAGAGGAACUUGAGCAAAAGCUUGCAUCUACUGAGAAAGAGGUUUUGCAGCUCAAUCAGUUUCUCAAACAAAGAAUAAACCAAUUUAGUGAAGAGAAGAAGAAACUGGAGGAAAAGCUUAAAACCAGAGAUAGAUAUAUCAGUAGCCUGAAAAAGAAAUGCCAGAAGGAAUCUGAACAAAACAAAGAAAAGCAGAGAAGAAUUGAGACCUUGGAAAAGUAUCUGGCUGAUCUUCCAACUCUAGAUGAUGUACAGAGUCAGAGUCUACAGCUUCAGGUUCUAGAAGAAAAAAAUAAGAAUUUGCAAGAGACUCUCCUAGAUAUGGAAAAAAAACUUGAAGAGAUCAAAAAACAGUGUCAAGAAAAAGAGGCACAGCUAAUAUGCCAGAAAAAGAAAGAAAAGGAGUUGGUAACUACAGUUCAGAGCUUGCAGCAAAAAGUAGAAAGAUGCCUUGAAGAUGGAAUUCGCCUUCCCAUGUUAGAUGCAAAACAGCUUCAGAAUGAAAAUGAUAAUCUGAGAGAACAAAAUGAGAAUGCUAGUAAGAUAAUAGACAGCCAACAAGAUGAGAUUGAAAGAAUGACUGUAGAAAUUCAGUCUAUGCAAGGGAAACUUUCUAAAGAAAAAUCAACUACUCAAAAGAUGAUGGAAGAGCUGGAAAAGAAAGAAAGAAACCUACAGAGAUUAACAAAAACAUUGCUUGAUAACCAAAGGCAAACAGAAGAGACGUGCUCUUUAUUGGAUCAGGGCCAGGAAGCAGACCAAUCCAGGCAGCAGACAGUACUUACCAAAUGGCCACUAUCCGAUUUGAGUGUGAUUGAUCAGCUGUUCAAGGAAAUGUCCUAUUGUUUGUUUGACUUGAAGGCAUUGUGUAGUAUUCUCAAUCAGCGUGCUCAGGGCAAGGAGCCUAAUCUUUCAUUAUUACUGGGAAUCAGAUCAAUGAACUGUUCAGCUGAAGAGACUGAGAAUGACUAUAGCCCAGAAACACUCACUAAAAAAUUGUCAGAUGUAUGCCAGUUACGGAGGGACAUCGAUGAAUUAAGGACUACAAUAUCAGACCGCUAUGCCCAGGACAUGGGAGACAACUGCAUUACCCAGUGA